Molecule: messenger RNA, 1335 nt
Organism: Cyphellophora attinorum
Lineage: Eukaryota; Fungi; Ascomycota; Eurotiomycetes; Chaetothyriales; Cyphellophoraceae
Product: Endochitinase B1
Exons: 1
Coding region: 1-1335 (444 amino acids)
Biological process (GO): carbohydrate metabolic process; chitin catabolic process
Cellular component (GO): extracellular region
Molecular function (GO): chitin binding; chitinase activity
Source: RefSeq, a predicted model, not a curated record
AUGCAGCCUUACAAGCUUUUGGGGCUGGUCCUUUCGCUAUGCGGCCUGACCCUUGCCGAAUAUGGAGGCCAACCAGUGCAUCGGCACUUGCACAACCAGAUGCGUCGUGAAACCUCCGCUGACCAGACUGCGACAGAUAACAUGGGCGGUGGGCAGGGAAUCCGGAGCGUGGCAUACUUCGUCAAUUGGGCCAUCUACGGUCGAGCACACAAGCCUCAACAGAUCCCGGUUGAGCAACUUACACAUGUCCUUUACGCCUUCGCCAAUGUUCGCCCAGACUCCGGCGAAGUCUACCUCACAGAUUCAUGGGCAGAUACGGAGAUCCACUGGGAGGGCGACAGCUGGCAGGAUACCGGCACCAACGCCUACGGAUGUGUCAAACAACUAUUCCUCCACAAGAAACGAAACCGGAACCUCAAAGUCCUGCUAAGCAUUGGCGGCUGGACGUACUCUUCCAACUUUGCUCAACCAGCCAGCACCGAUGCGGGCCGAAAGAUGUUUGCUCAGUCAGCAGUCCAGAUCAUGGAAGACGUAGGGUUUGACGGUCUGGACAUCGACUGGGAGUAUCCGAAGAACGACGCCGAAGCCAACGACUGGGUGUUGCUGCUGGCCGAAGUUCGAGCUGCUCUAGAUGCGGCCGCGAGCAAGAGACAGAACAAGCCACACUUCUUCCUCACCGUCGCCUGCCCUGCCGGUCCAACCAACUUCCAAAAGCUUAAAGUCGCCGACAUGGACAAAUAUCUCGACUUCUGGAACCUCAUGGCCUACGAUUAUGCCGGUAGUUGGGACCAGACAUCCGGACAUCAAGCAAACCUGUACGCCAGUCAGGGCAACCCUACCUCAACACCCUUCAGCACCGAAGCUGCCAUCAACUUCUACACCAGUAACGGCGUCAGCCCGUCGAAGAUGGUGCUCGGCAUGCCGCUGUAUGGUCGAGCCUUCCAGAACACCGCCGGACCCGGUACUGCGUACUCAGGUGUCGGCGAAGGCAGUUGGGAGCAGGGCAUCUGGGACUACAAGGUGCUUCCCAAGGAUGGCUGUGCAGAGCAGUACGAUGCGCAGCUUGGCGCAAGUUGGUGCUUCAAUCCUUCUACUCAGACCAUGAUCAGUUAUGAUACUCUGCAGAUGACCCCAGCCAAGGCGGACUACGUGAAGCAGAAGGGUCUAGGCGGGAGUAUGUGGUGGGAGACUUCUGGUGAUCGGGCAACGGGGAAUGGUAGUCUGAUCGAAGGGUUUGUGACGGCUUUUGGUGGAAAGAAUGCUUUGGUGGAGGAACAAAACUGUUUGGAGUAUCCGGAGAGCAAAUACGAUAACAUUCGUGGUGGAAUGAAUUGA